AUGAGAUUUACUGUGAAAGAUGAUUCACUGCCCAAUAAUUUACUUUGUUCUUUAGAUGGUGUUGUGUUGAGGAACAGAGAUCGGACAUGCUUUGAGGAGGCGUGUUACAACAUCAGUUUUAAUGCGGGAGUCGUCAAAAUAGCCUCCAACAGAAUAUGUUGUGACUUUGAUCUCUGCAACAAUGAGCCAUUCCCAGAUGUUGACAUGCGACCCAAUGGCAAACAGUGUCACUUCUGUGCUGGAGAAAACUGCCUGGGAAUAGUGUACUGUGAGGGAAUUGAAAAUCUCUGCUUCACUUACAUAGAUGCUACAGAUGGCACAGAGCUCAAUGUGAAAGGAUGUGCAAGUGAAAGCGCAUGCAUUGUUCCUACAAAAGGCCUAGAUUUCACCGGCAUGAACACAGACAGAAACAUAUCUAUUAAAUGCUGCGAGGGGAACCUGUGUAACAGUGCUAAGAGCGUGACACUGAGUUUCAUCCUAAUGUUGCCCCUCCUGCUUAGCACUUUGCUCUUUCAUUGAACUUGUGUUAUUUGUUUGAGUAAAUUUUAUUUAUGCUCUUUACAAUGGUCAUUGCCUCAAUUAUUCUGUGCUAAAUUAUUUAAGCUAAUAAAUACAAUAAUUUAUAUAUUUAUAAAGAAUUUGUAUUAGCUUAUAUAAAUUGCGCACAUAGCUCCACACUGGAGCUAUAUACAGGAUUUAGACUGUAGCAAAUAGCAGGCACUCUA
Messenger RNA from Clarias gariepinus (North African catfish), 725 nucleotides. RefSeq names its product urokinase plasminogen activator surface receptor-like. Lineage: Eukaryota; Metazoa; Chordata; Actinopteri; Siluriformes; Clariidae. The transcript is spliced from 4 exons. The record is from RefSeq and is a predicted model, not a curated record. Bases 1 to 519 code for a protein of 172 amino acids.